UCUCCCCGCGCCUACUCCCACUCCGGCUUGGACUCCUUCCUUCCUCCGCCCGCUCCCGCCCCCUGCCGCCGCCGGCGACCACCGGCUCUAUCCCCCUCCCUCUCGCCGCCGCAUCCACAUCGACCGCAUUCAACCGCGCCACCCGCCUCCCGUUACCCGCGACACGCCCUACCGCCUUCGGAGCGAGGGCAGGGGGAGCAGCGAUGGUGGUCAUCACCCCGCUCGCCGACAGCACCAGCAGCAGAUGGGCGGGGGUUCCUCCGACGAAGAAGAAGUCCGGCGGCGCCGCGAGGGUUCCUCAGCCCGUCAAUCCGCAGAACCAGAGCAUGGAUUUCAUGAGCACUGCCGCGUGGGGCAACAAACUGAUGCUCCCAUCAUCAAAUGCAUGGGGUUCACUCCGACUUCUGCAUCCCAAGAAUGAUGGAGCUUCUGGUUCACCUAGCCACAUUGAUGACCGCCCUUCUUCUCGAGGAAGCUCAACGUCAUCAUCAACAGUUGGAAGUGACUUCCGUGACGUACCAUUGUAUCACGUGCCUACUGUUACGAAUCGUCCUCGAAGCACCGAGACAAGAUCAGGAAGCUUGCAGCAUUCUUGUUUUCCAGAUUCUUUCACUAAUGUUCUGAAAGCACCAUCACGAACUAUUGCCAAACGGGCACCUACAUCACAUGGGAAAGGGUUCAGCCUGAGUAUAGAUGAUUUCCCAGUACUUGGCUCCAAAAAUUCUGCGUCAAACAGUCAACAAGUUACAGGACAUAGUUCAGAAGGGCGUCCAACUAUUGGUUCUGGUAUUGUGGUGUCACAGGAUGGACAAAGAAAGAGGCCAAUGGCUGGAACUGGUGAGGUAAUUUCAUCUUCCAAUUAUGAGCAUGAAAGUACCUUAAGAACAGACUAUGUCUGUGAAGGAGGUGAUCCAAUUCCUGCUGCAAAGUUGACAAGUAAAGCCCAGAAGACUCAACCGCAUGGCCCACAAGCUCCUAAUUUGUGUAUGCCUCCUCCGUGGUUAGAUUACUGGCAUCCUCCUCCUGAUCACCCCCCUGAUGAAAACAGAAUGUUGCAUCGAGCAGAGGCACCAUAUGAUCCAUACAAGCAUGCAGACCCCUCUGGCAGUUCCCUGGUUGAAUCUUUUGCUCACUCUGGCCAGUUCACACUCAAUCAGGACGCAGCAUUAAGGCCGUAUGCACGAGAGGAUGGGUGUUGCCUAGACAUCAGGGGUCUAUCUCAUCCUCAGGUACCCGCUGAUCAUCGCCUCACAGAUCAACGUCCUCACGUUCUUGGGAAGGUCAAGGAUGAUCUUUCAGAUGCAAUUGACAUUGAGAAGCAACCUAUCAUCAAGAAGGAUGUGGCCCUAUUAGAGAAAAUAAAGUGCCUAAACAACAAAGCUAGAAAUUUUCAUGCCCUUAAGUUGUCUAAUCUACUUUCAUCCAUGGAAUCCAAGGUUGAGCACGAGAAAAACAUUUGUGCUGAGCUAGAUCAUGUGACAAAAGAUAUUCUCUUAAGUGCUGCCACCAGUGAAAUCGGUCCUGACUUUGACAGGGGUAAUUCUGUUUCCGAAAGCAACAACCCUAUGCCAAUUAAUCCACCAAAUGUGCCUACUGAUGGUGUAAGUGUUGUUGGUCUGUCAGAACAAAAGGCUACUGAAUUUUGUGAAGCUGGAAAACUUGGUAAAUCUGCUGAUUAUCUUGCAUAUGGAAGAGGCACUACGUCAAGAAACUGGCUCGAUGGCUGUGCUAAGGACAUGCCAUGUAGUAUUUCGAGACAUGGAUGGGAAGGGCAGUCUAUGGUUGACGCUUUGCGAGCAAUUGUUAUAAGAGAUGCUCAACAAAACCAACCUUUUUCUAGGAACACUUCACAGCAGGCAUUAGUGACAGCUGCUGAUAAGGUGCAAAAUUUGCUUGAUUAUGAUGGCCAGCAUUCAAGAAUGAGAUAUUUAUCAGCUCAAGCUGCAAAACAACUACAGGAUGCGAAUGAUUGGAUUAGUAAACAGAAAGUAAAUGCUAUUGCAAGACUAGAAGAAUUGAACAGACAUCAAUUAUUGCAGAGUCAGAAAUCCAAUGAUGCACUCUUAGAAGCAGAUAACAAUCUGUACCAUGAACAAAAAACUGGACGUGAUGGAGCAGAAGAUACAUGCUGUAUUGUCUCUGCUGAUGGUCCUAAUGUGCCUUGGCCAGCAAAUGGAGUUGACUAUGCUACAGUUUCCAGCAGUUCCACUCCAGCAUCAAAUACUGAAGGUGUUAGUAAAGGUCCGUGGAUUCAUAAUGUCAUGUCCUCAGCCAAGAACACAGAGGUUAACAUGAUGGCAUGCAAAAGCACCUCACAGUCACAUGACAACAGUGCCCUAAAACACUGGCAGAUGGAGGAUAGGCAAAGACAAUUUUAUUCACGUGAGCCAAAUAUAAGGGAGAGAUCAAACAUAGCUGAAACCUCAGAUUAUGUUAGCAACACCGCUGAGACUCCUGCAGACACACUGGCUACUGAAGCUAAACCUCAGGAGAAACUCUCAACGAGAAACAAGAAUAUCAAGAGGGACUCUGCUGCAGUUAGGCCCGCAUCACCACCUGUGUUUGGCAGUGAGAAGAAUACUAUAGAAGUCUCACGUAUGCAUCAAACCCUUGUCCCAUAUGUUGCCAUCAGCAGUUCUAUGGUUCCUGCCCAGGUUAUUUCUGCUAAAGGUAUUAUGGUGGGUGGUAUAAUGCUUGAUGAUGUUCCACUUGCUUCGGUAAACCAGGAGUUGGCAGCGGCGGCUAAGGAAGUACACAAUAAAGCCAAUAGCCUGUCAAAGCCUCAGCAGAUCAAGAAAUCAGGAAAGGACCACUGCAGUGUACCGCCUGUUGAGAGUCCAGUUUGGAAUGAUAGCGUCCUGCACACACCAAUUAAACAGACAGGCAACAGAGAAAAGCAUGAAGAAGGCGGUCCAAAUAGCAUGCCUGUAUCUGCCGUGCCACAACCAUCUGGAAAUCACAGUACGAUUAGGGAGAAAAUGGCAACAAUGCAAAGGAGUGAAACCGGUUGGUAUGCCCAUAAGCCGGUAUACGAAGAGCUGCAACGGAAGAAUCUGGGGCAAACAUUGCCAGCAGAGAACCACAAAACAUCUUAUGAUAAUAGGGCAAAUGCCAAUUUGGAGACCACGAGUCAUGAUAAAGAAGCACAUGUUAAUCUCACCUCUGCUAAAGCCGAUGUUCCAACCGAGCUCAAAAACUGGCUGGAUAAGAAGAUGGGCUGGGGUCAAGGGAGGCAUCGUGCUUCUUUGCAACAAAAGAGUACUGAGGGAUUGGCUUCGGUGGUGCAAAAUCUUGCUGAACCAGCAUGCUACUUCAAUGUGGCAGAUGUCGUACAGGAGUUAUCUGAUCAAUGUCGAGCAGAGGAGCAAUUUGAGUCCAAGACCCAUGAUGCCACCGAGGAUCGUUCAAAACUAACUGAAACAGUUGUCUUGCCUUCCAGUACUUGGGAAACCUUUCCUGUCAAUAAUUGGGAAGGACACCGUGCAACUGACAGUCCAAGGCACUACCAUGUUGAGGGUCAAAGAAAUGCAGGAAGUAGCUAUGGCUACAAGGAGAGGGCAGGCAGGGGACGCUUCAUCCGCGGAACGUCAGAUCUAUCCAUAUCUCGCUGGAUGCCCAAACACAUCUUCCAUCCUCAGAGCAAUGCACAAGACGAUGACAUUUCCGAAUGGUUGCAGGAUUCACACCACAGCUUAUCUGACACGAACAACUCACAUGGCAUGGAUCGCAAACUGACUCGUAUUGUUGACAGAGAUGGUGGAAUGGAUCUCCAGGGUGGACAAGGCAAUGAUCUAGGCAUGAGUUUCAAAGAUGAAAACCCUCUGAUAUGGAACGAAACAGAGUGGGAAUAUCAGCAGCUCUUUCCAGCACCACACCAUUUUGGCCAACAACACAGCCGGAGUGACUGGGACGCAAAUGAGGACAGGCAAAAGGGAAGAGGCAGACACUCUGAGAACUAUGAUGCUGAGGAGGUAGGAUGUCCUGAUGGCUGGGAUAGAAAACCGACGCAGAUAGUCGACGGAGAUAGUGGGAUGGAUCUGCCGAGUGGAAAAGGCAAUGGAGACAUGAGUUUUGAAGAAGAAAACCUUGUUGUAUUGAACGAAACUGAGUGGGAAUAUCAGCAGCUCUUGCCAGCACCACAUCACCUUGGGCAACAGCACAGAGGGAGGGACCAUAACGCAAAUGAGGACAGGCAAAGGGGAAGUGGUGGACACUCUGAGUACUUUGAUCCAAAGCCGGUAGGAUCUCCUGUUGCUGCCUGUAACAUCCAGCGGAACACCGGUGGUGCCAUUGAUGAUCCAGUGGAUUCCUGCGAAACACCAGCUGCAUCUAGGGCUCGCUGGAUGCCUAAAUACAUCUCCCAUCCUCAGACCUAUGCACAAGACAAUGGCAUCUCUGAAUGGCCGCGGAACUCCCACCAUGGCUUACCUGACAAACACAACUCGCAUGGCAUGGAUAGCAAAUCGACACGGGUAGUCGACAGAAAGGGUGCAAUGGAUCUGUCGGGUGGGCAAGGUAAUGUAGGCAUGACCUUCGUAGACGAAAACCUUGCGGUAUGGAACGAAAAAGAGUGGGAAUAUCAGCAGCCGUUUCCAGCACCACAUUGCCUUGGCCAACAACACGGUGGGAGGGGCCGCAGCGCAAAUGAUGGUAGGCAAAGGGGAAGAGGCAGACACUCAGACACUCUUGAGUACCACAGUUCGGGUCCUGUAAGAUCUCCGGAUGCUGCCCCAGACGUCCAGUGGAACACCGGUGGCGCUGUCGAUCAUUCGAACAGGGGGCAUCGGGCUUCUUCAAGAGCAGGAAGUGGGCACGUGGAGCGCAGGCACUACAUUUGAGGCUGCGGUUGGAUAGCUGUGCUACAUCGAAUCAUUUUAAGUCAGUCGUGGUGUUUUUCUUUCAAGUUUAUGCGUCCUUUUUGUUCCAAGUCAGUUUCUUCCUCCGGGCAUGUGAAUUGUGAUGCAUUUACUUGUAGGGAAAACUUUAUAAUUUUAUAUCUUUAUAAAUAUACGUAUAAGUUCUGCUUGAGGAAUGUUGUACUUCUGAUGGCCUGCUGUUUGGGUUCGUUUCAUGAUAGAACCUUGCUGGUCGAUUUGUUCAGUUGAUUAUUAACAGCGUUGGAGACUCUA
Brachypodium distachyon (stiff brome) is the source of this 5129-nucleotide messenger RNA. RefSeq lists its product as uncharacterized. The coding region runs from base 204 to 4838 and encodes 1544 amino acids. The record is from RefSeq and is a predicted model, not a curated record. NCBI's taxonomy places the organism in Eukaryota, Viridiplantae, Streptophyta, Magnoliopsida, Poales, Poaceae. Gene Ontology annotation, biological process: epigenetic regulation of gene expression. The transcript is spliced from 7 exons.